Penicillium longicatenatum is the source of this 1554-nucleotide messenger RNA. RefSeq lists its product as uncharacterized. The transcript has 4 exons. Lineage: Eukaryota; Fungi; Ascomycota; Eurotiomycetes; Eurotiales; Aspergillaceae. Gene Ontology annotation, biological process: transmembrane transport. Gene Ontology annotation, molecular function: transmembrane transporter activity. The coding region runs from base 1 to 1554 and encodes 517 amino acids. The record is from RefSeq and is a predicted model, not a curated record.
AUGGGGAAUCCGGACCAGAAACCGUGGCUGUUUAAUCUUCGGUCGUCCGAGACCUUUCUCGUGCUGACCGUGUCGAUCGCGAUUUUCACUAUCGUUCCUAUUAUUCCGGUUGCGCUUGUUGAGCGAGUAGGUGCUCGUCCGCAAGAUGCACAAUACCUUGUUUCGAUACUGUUAGCUGUAUAUGGUGGUACACUUCUCGCUGGAUCGCGUAAGUCCAAUCAAUUCCAUCCAUCUGAAUCCAAGCUAAAGGAUAUAGCGCUGUUCGGGUAUUUCGCCGACAAAUCUUCCUCGAGAAAACUUCCCUUUGUCCUCGGACUUAUUGCCUUGGGAACAUCCACAGCUCUUUUUGCCUUUGCCCGCACGUUCCCGAUCCUGGUUAUUGCGCGCGGUCUCCAGGGAUUCUCGGCUGCAGCUGUCUGGGUCGUUGGUCUUGCUAUCGUGUCUGAUAAUGUGCCCCCAGAGCGGAUCGGCGCGGCGCUCGGGACCACGACCAUUGGAUUGACGUGGGGAUUUCUCCUCGGACCCAUGGUCAGUGGGUAUAUUCAUGACACGUUUGGGUACUAUGGAUGUUUUGCGAUCCCAGUGAUAUUGAUUGUGGUGGAUGUUGUGUUGCGGUUCGCGAUGAUUGAAUUGCCAAAGGUCGAUCAUCGUAAACCUGAACCUCAACCUGAACCUGCUCAGCACUCUGACUCUGAUUCCGAUUGUCAAGACAAUCUUUAUGAUACUUUCAAUGCCAAUGACAUUCGACAUCCGCGCCGAUUAUCUCGACGGGAGCGUGAGAGGGAAGAUGCUCCUCUGUUGGGACCUUCCUCACAGUCUGUUGAGCACCCUGCGAAAGAUAAUGAGCAACAUGCGACUAUCCUAAGUCUUCUGCGAACUCCACGACUGCCACUUUCUCUGGUGGCGACAACGUCCAUGGCAAUCACACUCUCGGCCUUAGAGACUGUACGUAUAUGGCUCCAUCUCUCCCUUUCGAAACUAACAAUUUUUCAGUCAUUGCCAUUAUUUACCAUGGAAACCUUUGGCUGGACCCCCAAGGGAGCCGGCUUAAUAUUUCUUGCCUUAACCGUACCAAGUUUUGCCGGAGUGCAGAUUGGCAAGCUAAUCGACUCAAUGGGAGUCCGCAUCCUAGGUACCUUGUCUUUCGUGGGCUGCUGCGUCGCCUGGAUCUUGAUGCGACUCGUCACCGAAUAUUCACCCGGCCAUAUAGCCUUGUUGGUGGUGUUUUUGCUCGUCUUGGGUCUAACAAUUGUCACCAUCGAGAUCAUUGCGAUGAUGGAGGUAUCGCAAGUAAUUACGGAUUACGAAGCUGAAUUCCCAGGGGUGUUCGGAGAAAAGAGCCCUAUUGCCCAGGCCUACGCACUGUUCAAUAUGUCCUUUGCGGCAGGCCAGCUUCUGGGCCCUAUGAUGGCUGGUCCGAUUCGUGUCAACGGUGGUUGGGGGACUAUGACCCUGGUUCUUGGGCUUCAAGCUGGCUUGACUGCCAUUCCCUUUAGCCUUUUCAGCGGUCCACCGCGGAAGGCGUCGAGGACCGAGUCUGCCGGCCCUGUUUAG